AGUACAUGAUUGGUGAAAUUCAUAAUAACAAUAAAUCCUCAACAGAUAGUAAUGCUCCAGUUAAGAAGAAAAAGUCAUCAAAAAACACACCCCCUGCGACAACUGUGACUGGAACUGUGGAAAGUUGCGACCAAAUUGCUGAGACACUUGAGGACAUCUCGAUUGUUGCUAUCAACGAGAGAUCAACACAAAGAGCGGGGUGCGAGCUGAAUCAGUCAGAACAAAUAGUCCAGUUAGUUGAAUUAGUUGCGGGCAGUGGUGUCUUCCUUUCGAGGACAGCACUUGCAUUGUACAAAACCGCACACACCAAGUCCUCGCUGGCUACACGCCUUUUAAAGGCGUUUUUUUCAGAAGAAAGGCGCGAGGGAAAAAUCUCUGAGCAGGGGGAGGUGGGAAAUUUGCUUAACCAGCAAAUUAUAACCACUAUUAAAGCAUAUGCGUCGAGGCAGAACCUCCCAGACGGGUGUAAAAAAGGCAUCACAAGUGCCAUGAACCUAAGUAUAAAAAACUUGAGGAGAGCAGCACGGAAGUCAGCUUGUGAAGAUGAUCUGCCAAGUCUGCCUAGUCUUCCUGAUGAUGAUGAUGAUGAUGACUACGAUGCAGAUGAAUCUGCUUGAUUGAAAACUUUGGCAUAGUUUUCACCAUUUUUUAAAAUUUAUAUUUGAUAAUAAACAAUUCGAACUAGUAAUCAAAAAAGUCAUUUCUUGUGAAUAGAGAUUAUGUGCCGAUCUAGAAAUUAAUUAAACAUUUCCAGUGAUUUCCAGAUUAGUAACUUUACCUUUGCAGCUUAGCAAUUCCAGGUAAUCUUAUUGAUCUUUAAGCAACAACUUAGUUUUACUUUGCGCAUAAAGUGUGUUAUACAACGUUCUUUGGGUUUAAAUUUUGCGUGUGACAUGUAGAGGCAUAGAUACCAUGUUGCAGGGGCGUUUUAUUGAUAUGCUUACAAACAAGGAAAGACUAGC
This is a messenger RNA of Nematostella vectensis (starlet sea anemone), 962 nucleotides long. RefSeq lists its product as uncharacterized. The coding region runs from base 6 to 617 and encodes 203 amino acids. The transcript has 5 exons. The record is from RefSeq and is a predicted model, not a curated record. Lineage: Eukaryota; Metazoa; Cnidaria; Anthozoa; Actiniaria; Edwardsiidae.